Molecule: messenger RNA, 681 nt
Organism: Helianthus annuus (common sunflower)
Lineage: Eukaryota; Viridiplantae; Streptophyta; Magnoliopsida; Asterales; Asteraceae
Exons: 1
Coding region: 1-681 (226 amino acids)
Molecular function (GO): catalytic activity
Source: RefSeq, a predicted model, not a curated record
AUGAAUUUCUUAUUUAUCAAUUUAAACGGGGUGGCAGCGGCAAAUAAGGGUUAUUGGAUGCGGAAUUUGAAGAGAAAGCUGAAAGUGGAUGUCAUAGGUCUGCAGGAGACUCGCCAGAUGGGGUUGUCGGAUAUUGAUCUUCGUCGCUUCUGGGAUAGCUCGAGUAUGCAGUCGUGUGUGGUGGAUUCAGUGGGUAGAUCAGGGGGGCUCGCUCUGAUGUGGAAUCCGACUGUUUUUUCUGAUGCUUCGACUCUCAAGAAUCAGAGGUUUCUGUUGGUUUCUAGUAAAAUCAGAGGUAUUGAAGGCAGUCUUAACAUGAUAAAUCUUCAUGCCCCCAAUGAUGCCAGUCAAAGAAGACUGUUUUGGAAUAAAAUUGCUGAGUUAAUUAGUCAACGAAGUGGUUUGUGGAUUUUGUUCAGUGACUUUAAUGAUGUUCGGGAAGAGAAUGAACACGUUAACUCCAGAUUUGAUCGAGGUGCGAUAGAUGCGUUUAAUGAGUUUAUCAACACGGCUGGCCUUCUGGAAUAUCCGUUGACAGGGGGUAAGUUCACCUACGUUUUGGGUCAUGCUGAUGUUAAAAUGAGCAAACUAGAUAGAUUUUUAGUGAAUGAUGAGUUCCUAACCAGUGGCCGCUGGCUAAAGUGGAAGUCUAGGACAGAGGUGCCUCUGAUCAUUGUCUGA